UGUCAGAGAACUGAAUGAUAGGAAACACAGCACAGGUCUACUGUUCGUUAGUGCUGAGGACGCGGACUCCACCGUAGGGACGUUUCGCUGGAGACAAUUUCGAAGGCAAAUGUUAACUUUCGGAUAAUACAUUCAGCUAGACUAUCUAGCGUUUAAGGGGCUGGUUUUCCUAUAUACAUAUUGGUGUUCUACAACGGAACAGCAGAAAUGUCGUCUCCAAGUCCGGGUAAAAGGCGAAUGGAUACGGAUGUGGUGAAACUCAUCGAGAGCAAGCAUGAAGUCACCAUCCUCAGCGGACUCAACGAGUUUGUAGUCAAGUUUUUCGGACCUCAAGGAACGCCGUAUGAGGGGGGCGUGUGGAAGGUGCGCGUCGAUCUUCCCGACAAAUACCCGUUCAAAUCACCAUCGAUAGGAUUCAUGAAUAAGAUCUUUCAUCCCAACAUCGACGAAGCGUCAGGGACCGUGUGCUUAGAUGUCAUCAACCAGACGUGGACGGCGCUUUAUGACCUGACCAACAUCUUUGAGUCGUUCCUGCCCCAGCUGCUGGCCUACCCCAACCCCAUCGACCCGCUGAACGGAGACGCGGCCGCCAUGUACCUGCACCGGCCCGAGGAGUACAAACAGAAAAUCAAAGAGUACAUCCAGAAAUAUGCAACGGAGGAGGCCCUGAAGGAGCAGGAGGAAGGAGCCGGAGACUCCUCGUCAGAAAGCUCCAUGUCGGAUUUCUCUGAGGACGAGGCGCAGGACAUGGAAUUGUAGUGAUGGGAUACCUUCCCCAUCCUCCUCCUCCAGCCUCCCCUUCACCCCUCCC
This is a messenger RNA of Gadus chalcogrammus (walleye pollock), 811 nucleotides long. RefSeq names its product ubiquitin-conjugating enzyme E2H (UBC8 homolog, yeast) (gene ube2h). Gene Ontology annotation, cellular component: nucleus. The coding region runs from base 208 to 759 and encodes 183 amino acids. The transcript has 7 exons. Gene Ontology annotation, biological process: protein polyubiquitination; ubiquitin-dependent protein catabolic process. NCBI's taxonomy places the organism in Eukaryota, Metazoa, Chordata, Actinopteri, Gadiformes, Gadidae. Gene Ontology annotation, molecular function: ubiquitin conjugating enzyme activity. The record is from RefSeq and is a predicted model, not a curated record.